AUGAGGUGGGACAUGAACGGAAUCACCAAGAGCAGGUUUGAGAUGUUCUCAAAUAGUGAUGUGAUCAAUAAAAAGCUUCCCAAAGAACUCCUAUUACAGAUAUUUUCUUUUCUUUAUGUUGUUACCUUAUGUGGCUGUGCUCAGGUCUCCAGGGCCUGGAAUGUUCUGGCUCUAGAUGGCAGCAACUGGCAGCGAAUUGACCUGUUCAAUUUCCAGAGGGAUAUUGAGGGCCAGGCAGUGGAGAAUAUUUCAAAAAGAUGUGGGGGCUUUUUAAGGAAGUUAAGUCUUCAUGGGUGUCUUGGAGUAGGAGACAAUACAUUAAGGACCUUUGCACAAAACUGUAGGAACAUUGAAGUACUAAAUUUAAAUGGGUGUACAAAGACUACAGACACUCUGAGUGAAGGAUAUCCACUGUUUGAGCAAUUGAACAUUUCCUGGUGUGACCAAGUAACCAAGGGUGGCAUCCAAGCACUAGUGAGAGGCUGUGGGGGUCUCAAAGCCUUAUUCUUAAAAGGCUGCACACAGCUAGAAGAUGAAACUCUCAAGUACAUAGUUUCACACUGUCCUGAACUGGUGACUUUGAGUUGCUUGCAAAUCAUAGAUGAUCUCAUUACUAUAUGCAGAGGGUGCAAUAUGUUACAGUCUGUCUGUGCCUCUGGCUGCUCCAGCAUCACGGAAGCCAUCCUGAAUGCUCUGGGUCAGAACUUCCCACUACUUAGAAUAUUAGAAGUGGCAAGGUGUUCUCAAUUAACAGAUGUAGGCUUUACCACUCUGGCCAAGAAUUGCAUUGAGCUUGUAAAGAUGGACCUGGAAGAGUGUGUUAAAAAAACAGAUAGCACCUUAAUCCAACUUUCUAUACACUGUCCUCAACUUCAAGUUUUGAGUCUGUCUCACUGUGAGCUGAUCACAGAUGAUGGAAUUCAUCAUCUGGGGAAUGGGGCCUGUUCUCAUGACCAGCUGGAGGUGAUUGAACUGGACAACUGCCCACUAAUCACAGACGCAUCCCUGGAGCACUUGAAGAGCUGUCACAGCCUUGAGCGGAUAGAACUCUAUGACUGCCAGCAAAUCUCACGGGCUGGAAUCAAGAGACUCAGGACCCAUUUACCCAAUAUUAAAGUCCAUCCUUACUUUGCACCUGUCAUUCCACCCCGGUCAGUGGGGGGCAGCAGACAGCGCUUCUGCAGAUGCUGCAUCAUCCUAUGACAGUGGAGGUGGCAGCCAUGACAAACUGAAUAUUUAAUGACACUUCUAGAGUUAUCGCGGAGUCUCCAGUGAAAGUGACCCAGUGUUCUGGACAAGGGUUACUACGUGAGGCAGCUUUCAGAUUCCCAGAGCCACACAUACAUAUACAUACCCAUCCACUCUAGCUCUGUGACAGGAGACUGAAGAUUGUGCUGGCUUUAUCAAGUGGAUUGAUAAAACUUAGCCAUUCCUGUUGGACCAGAAGAAAAUCAUAGGCAAGGUAGGGGGAAGGGCAAACCCAGUGUUACUGCUUACUACUGUUUCUUUAUUUUAUUAAGGGGUUUAUUUGGUGAUUUUGGAACAGCAACUACAGUCCUCCAGGGUCAAGGAAAGCAUAGAGAAAAACAAUAUAUGUUGUAUCCAGAGACCAGAAAGAAAAUUUCUUUGCAUCCUAUAAAUGGUAGCCAUCCAUUGUGAGAUGACUACACAGCUUCUGUGCUUCCUUGUUCCCAUGCCAACAUUCUGAGCAUGCUCACAAAGAAGGCUCCUCCAUUCUGCCCCCUGUUAAAUAUUUGGCCCAGUGGUUUCCUAAAUGGUCGCAUUGAAAUUACUGUGGUCCAAAUGUGAUUACCUAUUCACUCAAAUUGACACUGUCUGUAGCACACUUGUGCACCUGUUGUCCUUUGUUACUCCCUCUUGCAUUUUUGCCCCAUCUGUCACCUGUUCAUAGUCUGCUUACUCAUACUCAGUUGUUACUCUUUUGCUGUUGUUGUGUUUACAGUUUGCAUUUUGAAUGAUUAGUUGGGGUUACCAAACAUUUUUAAAAGAGACAUUAUCAAUAAAUAUUUUUUUAAUUCUAAAAAAUAAAAUAAAA
Molecule: messenger RNA, 2056 nt
Organism: Pipistrellus kuhlii (Kuhl's pipistrelle)
Lineage: Eukaryota; Metazoa; Chordata; Mammalia; Chiroptera; Vespertilionidae
Product: F-box/LRR-repeat protein 20-like
Biological process (GO): SCF-dependent proteasomal ubiquitin-dependent protein catabolic process
Cellular component (GO): SCF ubiquitin ligase complex
Molecular function (GO): protein binding
Source: RefSeq, a predicted model, not a curated record